UGUCAUUUAUUAAUUAAAAUUGGAAUUAAAUACAUAAAUGUGUACUUGAAUGUGUCAUUAAUUAAUUAAAAUACAGAUUCAUUUAAUGUAAAAUACAUAUAUAACUAUUUCACUAUUUACAUUUACAUUUCAUGAUCCUGCGUUGCAGCGCUUCAUGAAUUACUUAAAACUGUCAAACUGACCCAUCAAAGUCAGUGGGCGGGGCUAACGCGAAUCUAGUCUGAUCCAUUGCUUUGGUCUGAAGUAGAGUACGUGGAUUGAAACAUGGAGGAUCUCCGUGAACUUUCCAGGGAGUUGGUGAGAGACAUUUUAAACUUAGCAGAGGAUGUAGAAGCAGGACCUGCUGAAUCAGAGCAUGUAGCUAGUAAAGCAGAGGAACUUAUUGAAGUUGUUGGAGUCAUUUCCGCACUUUCCGACGAAGAUAUCGACCACAGAGUGAUUGCAAAUCUAGAAGAAGUUGUCCACCGCUUCUCUGGUACCAGGGCGCAUCAGGCCCAACACACACAGGGACCGGGGCGUUUGCCGUUUGACAUACCGAGUGCAGUUCUGGAGCACCAAGUUCUUUGUGGAGUUCCCGCAGUUCAAAUUGCAGCGAUGUUCGGAGUGUCAAAAAGGACUAUCAAGAGGCGCAUGCAACAAUACAGUUUAAGAAAAACCGAUCUCUAUUCAGCUGUGAAUGAUGAGGAGUUGGACCAUAUUGUAAGUGAAAUUCACAGAAGUCAUCCAAACACCGGCUACAAGCUAAUGCGUGGUCACCUGAAUGCAAGAGGUGUGCGUGUUCCAAUCUCAAGACUGCAAGAGUCUUUACGCAGAGUAGAUGCAGAGGGAGUCCACAUGAGACGUCUGAGGCUGCGUGUAUUAAGGCGACGGCAGUAUUUUGUUCCUGGCCCAAACUCUUUGUGGCAUAUAGAUGGCCACCAUAAGCUCAUCAGGUGGAGAUUUGUUGUCCACGGUGGGGUGGAUGGAUUCAGUCGUUUAGUGGUCUACCUGACUGUGGCUGGCAAUAACAGAGCUCAUACGGUCUUACAGAGCUUUAUCGCCGCUGUUGAGCAGUAUGGGCUGCCAUCAAGGGUACGGUCUGAUAAAGGGGGGGAGAAUGCAGAUGUAGCAGAAUUCAUGAUCAGAAGCAGAGGUACCGACAGGAAUUCACACAUCACAGGCAGAAGUGUCCACAAUCAGCGGUAAAGAAAUGUGUUUGGCAACUAGGCUCACACAACUAACAUACGUCACAUAAAUUAACAAUUUGUCAAUUUUAUCCUAAACACAGAAUAGAGAGGAUGUGGAGAGAUGUUUAUGAACAUGCCCUGGACCUCUUCUAUCAGAUCUUUACUUCAUUGGAAGAUCAGGGAACACUGAAUCCAGACAAUGAAGUCCAUCUUUUCGCUCUGCACCGGAUUUUCCUUCCACUGGUCCAGCAAAGCCUAGACUCUUUUCGCGACGCUUGGAACUUUCACGGUCUGAGAACUGAAAGGAAUCAGUCACCACAGCAACUCUGGAGAAGAUACAGAGAGCAAGGCCCUGAGGAGGAUCCUACUGAGAUUUCUGAAGAGUAUGGGAUCGACUGGAACGGACCUCACGGCCUUCAUGGAGGCACUGUAUCAGUCCCUGAGGUUCAGCUGGCCCGUGAGCUCUCAGAUGAAGAGGUUGCAAUUUUGCCAGCUCCAGGAGUUUCUG
Pungitius pungitius (ninespine stickleback) is the source of this 1674-nucleotide messenger RNA. RefSeq lists its product as uncharacterized. The record is from RefSeq and is a predicted model, not a curated record. The coding region runs from base 265 to 1185 and encodes 306 amino acids. Gene Ontology annotation, molecular function: nucleic acid binding. The transcript is spliced from 5 exons. Lineage: Eukaryota; Metazoa; Chordata; Actinopteri; Perciformes; Gasterosteidae. Gene Ontology annotation, biological process: DNA integration.